Molecule: messenger RNA, 2456 nt
Organism: Lycium ferocissimum
Lineage: Eukaryota; Viridiplantae; Streptophyta; Magnoliopsida; Solanales; Solanaceae
Product: probable inactive receptor kinase At2g26730
Exons: 2
Coding region: 372-2084 (570 amino acids)
Biological process (GO): protein phosphorylation
Molecular function (GO): ATP binding; protein kinase activity
Source: RefSeq, a predicted model, not a curated record
UUGGAUGCCUAAUUUGAUAGUCAUAUUCUUGAAACAUCUUUGCCUUUACCACAACUCUUGAACUGCUAGGCUCCAACAGUAAAGAAACAACGACCUUGUAAUGUUCAGAAAAGAUGUGAUUUGACAAAUUCCAAGUCCAAUCCUAGUCAUUAUAAUAUGAAUAAAGUUGUACAAUGAAUAUAACAAGGUAGAUUAGAGAUCAAGUCAGAACAUGGAAUCUUUGGAAACUGUGAUCCAAUUUGUUUUUAUCGAAGAAAAUGCCGAAAGAGGGAUAAUACUAUGUUGUGAAAUUAUGUUAAACACCUUCAGUAACUAUGUACAACUCCUGAGGAUAUGUCAAGCAACAAACAACAUUUCUUCUAGCUAAAUAGAUGGACAAUCUUCUCAAGUUGAUUGUAAGUGUUAUAUUUUCUGUUUAUUUUAUCAGAUUCUGUAAUGGAGGUGAGUUAAUAGAGUCCAAGUCCUUUCUCAAUUUUAUUCUUGCUAUUGAUCCAAACAAUGUACUACGAAUUGAUCGGAAUGCUUUAGUGCCUUGCCCUUGCUACUACAAAUUACAUGGUGUUAAGUGCAAUAUACGUACCCGUGAAGUCAUAGAAAUAAGGCUUGAGGACAAGAAUCUCAGUGGGAUAAUCGAUGCAGAAUCACUCUGCAAACUCUCAAAAUUAAGAGUUCUUAGCUUAGCCGGGAACAAGAUUCAAGGGACAGUUCCUGAAUCGAUAUCAACGUGUAAAAGUUUAAUUGUUCUUGAUCUCAGCAACAACUUUCUUAGGGGUAAUUCAUCAGUACUACUGCAGUCUUUGACAAUGCUCAAGAACCUUAAAAAACUGAACAUUUCUAAGAACAGUUUCACUUUCUCACAAGUGUUGAGAGGUGUAACGAUUAAAGAAUCUACAUAUGUGUUAAAUGGUAUCGCUCCAUCUUCAACUGCAGAAAGUGACAAUACAAAGACAAAGAAUUAUCAUAUGAGUUUGAUAUUUUGGGUCCUCAUAUUUCUUGGGAUUGCGCUUGCCUUAGUGGUUUUAUCAUUCUUGUGCAUAAGAUGUGUCAGAAGAAAAGCGAAGGACAAGGAGGUUAUAAAAGAAGUAGUUAAUUACCCGUCUCCUCGAAAAACUCCCUCAGCUGAGGUUGUAGAUGGAGAAUGUAACACUGAAGAAAAAAGCUCAGAACUUUUCUUUUUCAUGGAAUCCGUUGAAAAGUUUACGAUGGACGAUCUUCUUGAAGCAACCGCAAACUUAAGAAAACAAGGCCUUUGCAGUAGCCUUUAUAAGGUACAUAUCAGUGGCAGUGGUGUCUUCGCAGUCAAGAGACUGAAGAAACUACAAGUAGGGUUCAAGGAAUUUAGCGAAACAAUGAAAAAGAUAGGGAACUUGAAGCAUCAAAAUGUACUUCCACUUGUUGCUUAUUACACUAGCAAUGAAGAAAAAAUGCUCAUCUACAAAUACCAGAACAAUGGAAGUCUACUAACCCUUUUUGAAAAUUAUGUAGAGGGGAAAAGGAAUUUCCCAUGGAAACUAAGGCUGUCGAUUGCAGUUGGCAUAGCAAGGGGUUUCGCGUACAUAUACAGAAGUUCAAAGAAAGGCAAUGUCAUUUCUCAUGGCAACAUCAAACCAUCAAACAUUCUGUUAAACGAAAAUGAAGAGCCGUUAAUAAGUGAGUAUGGAUAUUGCAAGUUCAUUGACCCCAACAAAAGUUGCCUCUACAAAGACAAUGGUUACACAGCUCCUGAGAAGACCUUAACAGAAGGAGCUGAUGCCUAUAGCUUCGGAGUGAUUCUACUAGAACUGCUGACCGGUAAAGUUGUGGAGAAGACAGGAUUAGACCUUGUUAAAUGGGUGAAAUCCAUAGUGCGGGAAGAAUGGACUGGAGAGGUGUUUGAUAGUGAAGUUGCCAAGUUUGAAAUGUAUGCUUUCCCUCUACUAAAUGUAGCACUCAAGUGUGUGGAUCGUUUGCCAGAGGAGCGGCCUACUAUGGCAGAGAUAUUUGAGAUAAUCGAGGAAGUGGUGAAUGAUCAAGAAGACAUUUCUCCUUCUUCCAUGACUUCUUUUGAAUCCACCCCUGGUUCAAUGAUAAGCCUUUUAGUUUGAGCACUUUUCAUAGAUGAGAAUAUGAAAUGAGCUUAAAUGAAGAAGUGGGGAUUCAUACAGCCGACCCCAACUUGUUUGGGAUUGAGGCUUCGUUGUUGUUGUUUGUAUGUGACAUUAAUGGUUGUUGCACUAGGGUAUUCAUAAUAUGUUGAAUUCUUACUAGGCUCUUUCAAGUUAUUUUUCUGAAAUGUGGUGCUAGUUGUGUGAAAGAUUCAAAGCGAGUGGAUAAAAGAUGAAACACUAUUCAUGUAAGUUUCUUCUUUUAAAGAACAAUGUUCUUACUUGGACGUUAUCUUCAAUGAGCAAAGCUUCCUCUCAUUAUCCUCAGUAGUACUUUUAACAUUGACUUUAGUCUUGUAGCAUACUAAAUAC